CACUUUCUGGGGAGUGUCUGCAAUCUUAUAUUAGUAACUAUUAAUUGUAUCUUUUACUUGUAUAACUAUUUUGUAUUAAUUUUUAUUAAUAAUUAUGGAUCCUUCAAUUUUCCCUGACGAAAUUUGGAUAAAAAUUUUAUUAUAUUGUGAUGUACCUGAUAUUAUUGCUAUCGGUAGUACGUGCAAACAUUUAAGAAAAACUUCAGAUACUGAUUAUUUGUGGAAAAUAAAGUGGUUACAAUUGAUUUCAAAAGUACACUUUAGAUUUCCAGAUAUAAAAUGUUUGCAACUACUUAAUGUUAAUUUUAAAGCAAUAUGUUAUAGAUUAUAUAUGGUAAUUACAUUAGGAGAAACUGUUCAUUUUCCAAAAUGUCGUCAUUGCAGUGGUUAUACAUGUCAAAGAAAUUGUGUUGAAGGUUCUAGUGCAAAAGUAGUAAUUGAAAUUGGAAAUAAAUAUACAUGGGUAAUUGCACCACAUUUUGAAUUAAGAAGACAUUUUUCAAUGUUUGGUGUACCUAAAUAUAAUAAUGAAACAUAUUUGGAACAAACACAAAAUAUUCCAAGUAGUAGUACUCAUCCAAAAUGUGAUGGCAAAUCAUUAACUAAAAAAUUAAAAUUAUUGAAAUUAACUGAAUUAGCAACUGCUAAAAUUCCAAGACCUAGUGGUCCAUUUUGUGUUUUUUGUAAUUCUGUAAAAUUAUAUAGAGAGAAAAAGAGAUUAAUUACUCAUCAAAAUGAUCCAACAUGUUAUGCAAGGCCAAAUCCAAUUUAUGAAAAACUUAUAAAUGGAUAUUGCACUGAUACUGUUGAAGUACUUGGAAUUCCAAAUGUUGAUCUUGUUAGUCCAGCAGAAGCAUUAUUAAGUGAAGGAACAUUUCCUGUCCUUAAAACAUUUGUUGGUCAUUUAUUUCAUCAGAUGACAUUAACUUCAACAUUAAGAAAACCUAAUGCAGUACUCAUGUUUUGUGAACCUUUAGCUAUGCAUCCAAUGCUAAGAAAACAAUUGUUACAUUAUUUAUUUCAAGAAGUUAAAAUAUCAAGAGUAUGUCUGGUUCCUAAACCUUUAGCAGCAUGUGCAAUGCUGGAUGUGGAAACUUGUGUAGUAGUUGAUAGUGGUGCUUUAAGUACAACAGUAGCUGUUGUAAUUGGUGGACGUGUUAUACCACAACGUUGGAGAUUAUUGCCUGUUGGUGGUUGGCAUGUAGCUUAUCAUUUAAAACAAGCUAUGCAUUGGUAUCUAAAAGGAUGUUAUCAUAUUCCUAUAUCAUAUUUAGACACAUUGCCUAUUAAAGAAAGAUGUAGAUUAAGUUAUAAUAUUAAAAAUGAAGAGAAAAAAAUAGGACAAAAAGCUGGGGAAUGUAUUAAAGUUAGAGUUCGAAGCUAUGCUGAUAAUAAGCAAUUUUUGAGAGUUUCUCUAGGUUCAGAACUGUACAUUGCUCCUGAAAUGAUGUAUAUCAACCUUGGUUUACCACAAGUAAUAAAAGAUAUAACAGCUGGUUUAUCAGAAGAAGUAUUACACGAUUGUCUUUCACAUAUAUUACUUACUGGAGGAAACACACAUCUUUCAGGUUUUGGAUUAAGAUUAACUAAAGAUUUACGAGAAUUAUUACCAGAAUAUAGCAAAAUAUUAGAAGUAAGAAGUUGUCCUGGUACUCAUAGUUGGAAUGUUGCAAUGGGUUCUACAUAUGUGCCUUUAACUGUACAUCCUGACAAAACACCACCAGAAUAUAUAGAAGGUAAUCCAUUUUGGCUGUCAAGAGAAGAAUAUGUUUUUGGAUGUGAAUCAUUGGAACAGUAAAUUGUAAUAAGUGAUUUUUUAUAAAAUCAAACUUAUAUCUCACUUAUUAUAUAAAUGCAAAAUCUUUGCAUAUGUAAAACUAUUGAAAAAGUAAAAGAAAAAC
Molecule: messenger RNA, 1901 nt
Organism: Apis florea (little honeybee)
Lineage: Eukaryota; Metazoa; Arthropoda; Insecta; Hymenoptera; Apidae
Molecular function (GO): protein binding
Source: RefSeq, a predicted model, not a curated record